AUGCGAAAAACUCUGAGUGGAAUUUCAAAUGUUAAAUCAAAAUUUAAUAAACCAACAAAUAUUCCACAUGAAAGUAUACCACAACAAUUUCUUCAUCUUUCACCAUUAUCAGCAGUAAUUGAAUACGAUGAAAUACCAAAUGAUAAAGAAGAUAUAGAUUCAACGAAUGACAAGACUGGAAGUUCAAGUUCAACUAAUACAAGUGAUAACGAUGAUGCUGAUAAUGAUGAUAAGCUAUUGUUGGAUAAUGCAAACAGUGAACUAGAAGAUAUAAUAAUUGUAGAUAAUGAUCAUAAUUCAGAUGGAACAAAAAUUCAAAUUAAUUCAUUGCCAUCACCAUCAUCAUCAUCAUCAUCAUCAUCAUCAUCAUCAUCAUCAUUAAAAUAUCAUCAUCAAUUAACAUCAAAAAUUCAGCCAGUUAAUAAUAAUCAAGAAAAUGAGGAUGAAAUAAACGAUUUAAUACAUAAAGAUGAAAUUUAUCCUAAAAUAGAGCAACAACAAAUUCCUGAAAUUAACGAAAAUAAUAUCAAUCAAAUGCAAAUGCAACAUCUUACUAAUAUUGCAAAUUAUCUUACACAAAAUCGUCAUAUUGCAAUUGGUGAUACUAAAGAUAGUAAAAAAGAUGAAGAAAGCAAAAUUAGCAUAAUCGAAAAUGAAGGAAUAAAAUUAAAGGUAGCAACAAUAACUACUACCACCACUGUUACUACAACUAUUACUACCACAUCAAAACCAUUAAUAACCGGAUAUCCGGAUGAAACAACCGGUUCAACACGUUCACGUUUCAUCUAUGUAACUAAACGUCCGAAAUCACUUUAA
This is a messenger RNA of Brugia pahangi, 816 nucleotides long. The record is from the annotation of a GenBank genome assembly. Lineage: Eukaryota; Metazoa; Nematoda; Chromadorea; Rhabditida; Onchocercidae.